GUCCACCUGAAGCCCGUCAGCAGUGCCUCUCGCACGGCGUACGUGCCCGGAAAAUGCCCGCAGAGUGACUCCGGUGGACGGCGCGAUCGGCUGGAUAUAAUCUGCUGGGUCGGUCGGAGGCUUUCUCCCGGACUCGGGCUCGUCUCCCGCGCCGUACCCGCAGCAUUAGGCCUCAUGGAGCUGGGGACUCGACACCUACUGUGUACCAGGGAGCUCGAUCCAUGCCCGGUUCCCAGCAGGCAUCCGUAAAGGCUGGGAACCUUGAUUGCCCUUCAGCUCCUUCUAUCCCACCCCCUCCCCUGACUUGCCCUCGUGGUGAUACUCUCCUCUCCGCCUGUGGCCUGCAACAUGAUCGGCAAGCUGAAGCAGAACUUGCUGGUGGCCUGUCUGGUCAUCAGCUCCGUCACCGUCUUCUACCUGGGCCGCCACGCCAUGGAGUGCCAUCAUCGCAUCGAGGAGCGCAGCCAGCCCGGGGGCAUCCUGCCUCUGUCGGCGCUGGGGGGAAGCAUGCGGACCACUUUACGGACCGGUCAGAACCUCAGCACGCCAUUUGUUUACAACAAAGACAUGCCGCUGAUUUUCAUCGGCGGGGUGCCCCGCAGUGGGACCACGCUGAUGCGAGCCAUGCUGGACGCCCAUCCAGAGGUGCGCUGUGGUGAAGAGACCCGCGUAAUCCCGCGUAUCCUUGCCAUGAAGCAGAUGUGGAGCCGCUCGGGCCGGGAGAAGAUGCGCUUGGACGAGGCCGGGGUGACCGAUGAGGUGCUGGACGCCGCCAUGCAGGCCUUCCUGCUGGAAAUCAUCGUCAAGCACGGCGAACCCGCCAACUUCCUCUGCAACAAGGACCCUUUUGCGCUGAAGUCGCUGUCUUACCUGGCAAAGAUCUUUCCUCGUGCCAAGUUUGUGCUCAUGAUUCGCGAUGGCCGGGCUUCUGUCCACUCCAUGAUCUCUCGGAAGGUGACCAUCGCCGGCUUUGACUUGGGCAGCUACCGGGACUGCCUGACCAAGUGGAAUCGGGCAAUAGAGACCAUGUACACUCAGUGCCUGGAGGCAGCAGACAAAUGUUUACCUGUGCACUAUGAACAGCUGGUUCUCCAUCCUGAGAAAUGGAUGAGGACUCUGCUGAAGUUCCUGGACGUUCCUUGGGACGAUGCUGUCCUCCAUCAUGAGGAGCUCAUCGGUAAAGCUGGAGGAGUCUCCCUCUCAAAGGUGGAGAGGUCCACAGAUCAGGUCAUCAAACCAGUCAACGUGGAGGCCUUGUCCAAGUGGGUGGGAAAGAUUCCAGCUGACGUGGUGAGGGACAUGGCCGUCAUCGCACCCAUGCUCUCCAGGCUGGGCUACGACCCGCACGCCAACCCCCCCAACUACGGUCGCCCUGACCCCAAAGUGCUGGACAACACCAGACGGGUCUUUAAGGGGGAAUUUCAGCUACCUGAUUUCCUAAAAGAACAAUCACAGAUGCAGAAGUCUGCAGAGAGACCCAACCCCAGUUAGGAGCGCCAGCAGCUCGUCUCCAGGAGCAGGCUGCGGUGGAGCAUCACGGACAUUCAUUCACUCAUCUCGCCAUGUGGUGUGUGUGACCUCGGCAGGUCUCAGAGGUCAUGUGACGGCAGCCCCCCCCCCCCCCCCCCCCC
Messenger RNA from Salarias fasciatus (jewelled blenny), 1631 nucleotides. It is a transcript of the gene tpst1, whose product is annotated as tyrosylprotein sulfotransferase 1. The transcript has 6 exons. NCBI's taxonomy places the organism in Eukaryota, Metazoa, Chordata, Actinopteri, Blenniiformes, Blenniidae. The record is from RefSeq and is a predicted model, not a curated record. Gene Ontology annotation, molecular function: protein-tyrosine sulfotransferase activity. The coding region runs from base 349 to 1491 and encodes 380 amino acids. Gene Ontology annotation, biological process: peptidyl-tyrosine sulfation. Gene Ontology annotation, cellular component: Golgi apparatus.